AUGACAACAAGACCUUUGGUGAUUCUAACCAUCGGCCUUCUUGGGUUUAUACUAUAUUCAGAAUGUCAAAUCAGUGCAAUGUUCGGAAAUCCUAUUCAAGCUUCAAACUGUGAGAGUUGGUCAGAAUGGGGCCCUUGUGUGUGGCUAAAAGGAAAAGAGAAAAGAUGGCAACGCUCAUAUUUCGAACAAUUACUCCCUGGCCGUAAAGGGUGCAGAAACCACGUCUUCUUCCGUCUUCUCAAGGAUCGUUGGGGGGUUGCUUUCAACAAUUUCUACAACUAUCUGAGAGAUACGACUACUAGUGAAGAGCAGUGCGGAGAGUGCUCCUACCAGCAGAGUUGUGGUAGAAAGUGUCAUAGAAGAGGAGACAUUGGAAUCAUCAACCCACUCUUCGUCGCUGAGCGAAAAUGCAUGGGAGUAGAUCAAAGCAAAGCAUGCGUGUCUACUUUCAUGCCAGACUGUAAACUCUGGCCAAAUAACAAUAUUCAAUUGCCAAAUGUGACGGAGUCAAUGCAACAGAUUAUUGAUAAUUUGGAUUACCUGCAGUGUGUUCCAGAGCAUAGACCCUCCGGAUCUGUAUGUCGUUGCUGUUGCCAUCCAUACACACCAAAUCCACAAACCUUUGAAUGUGAACUCAAACCAUAUUUGGCCGGAAAAUAA
Molecule: messenger RNA, 660 nt
Organism: Caenorhabditis briggsae
Lineage: Eukaryota; Metazoa; Nematoda; Chromadorea; Rhabditida; Rhabditidae
Exons: 6
Coding region: 1-660 (219 amino acids)
Source: RefSeq, a predicted model, not a curated record